This is a messenger RNA of Zophobas morio, 1254 nucleotides long. RefSeq names its product odorant receptor Or1-like. The transcript has 7 exons. NCBI's taxonomy places the organism in Eukaryota, Metazoa, Arthropoda, Insecta, Coleoptera, Tenebrionidae. Gene Ontology annotation, biological process: detection of chemical stimulus involved in sensory perception of smell; sensory perception of smell. Gene Ontology annotation, cellular component: plasma membrane. Bases 1 to 1254 code for a protein of 417 amino acids. The record is from RefSeq and is a predicted model, not a curated record. Gene Ontology annotation, molecular function: olfactory receptor activity; odorant binding.
AUGCUAGUUCGAACGACGAAUCUCUCUCUUCUCCCUUGUUCAACAGCAACUGAGAGUGAGACGAGUGUAGUCAGCGCACGAGUAAUUCUAAUAGCUUGUAAAAUUUGCUUCAGCAUGAGUUUCACAGUGCAAAGCUUCGACCUAAGAUCAACUUUCAAACUCGACAAGAAGCUCCUUCGUUUUGCAGGAUUUUAUCCAAAAAACCAACACUUGUACUUUUUCAGAGCAGCCAUAAACUUAUUUUUCUCCAUUUCGCAAUUAAUCUCAAUGACUGUACAAAUCAUAAUCGACCGAAACGACAUAAUGAAAUUGUCAGAAUCGCUUCAAUAUUUCACAACCCUCGUCACUUUCAUUUGGAAGCUAACAUUUUUCGCAAUCAAUAAAAAAACUCUGCUACAAAUCGAGGAAAUUUUAACUUCGCCGAUUUUCUACGGGUACCCGGAGCACCAUUUAACCCUGCUCAAGCAAAAAAUACGAGCUGGUCAAACCGCUGGAACGACUUUUCGAAUUUUGUCAGUGGCGGCUGUUGGGUUCUGGGGUUUGCCUUGUUUUUUUGAUACCGAAAAGUCGAAAAGUUUGCCGGUUCCUGGCUGGUUUCCGUACGACGUGAAUAAAUAUUACUAUCCGACUUUUGUGUUCCAAAUUUUGGGGAUUGCGAAUACGGCGUACACUGAUUCAUCGAUUGAUAUUUUGUCGUGGAUUUUGAUCAGUAUAGCUUCUGGGCAGUUCGAGGUGUUGAAAGAAAAUCUGAGGUCUAUCAAUUACGAAAAUGACGAUAGUGAGACUGUGGAACUAGCUUUCAAAAAAUGUGUCAAACAUCACAAGAAAAUCAUAAAGUUUGUGUACAAAAUUGAGAGUAUGUUUUUGAAAGGGGUGUUUUUGCAGUUCUUCGCGAGUGUUUUCAUUAUUUGUUUCACCGGGUUUUUAAUGAUGAUUCUUCCUGUUGUCAGUAUGCAGUUUUUUUUAACUUUCACAUAUUUUGUGUGUAUGAUGUGUGAAGUCGCGGUAUAUUGUUGGCUUGGCCACGAAGUUAUGACCACAAGUAGCACUAUUGGGGAAUCUUUAUACAUGUCGAAUUGGUACGAAUCGAAUUUGACAUUCCGAAAAAAUGUCGUCAUUUUUAUGGAAAAAACUAAAACUCCGGUUACGAUGACUGCUGGUGGAUUUGUCCCUUUAUCUUUGGCAACACUAACGUCUAUUUUGAGGUCGUCGUAUUCCUAUUUUGCUGUACUACAGCGUCUGUAUGACCCAUAG